Messenger RNA from Tachysurus vachellii, 1190 nucleotides. It is a transcript of the gene mc5rb, whose product is annotated as melanocortin 5b receptor. The record is from RefSeq and is a predicted model, not a curated record. Gene Ontology annotation, cellular component: membrane. NCBI's taxonomy places the organism in Eukaryota, Metazoa, Chordata, Actinopteri, Siluriformes, Bagridae. Gene Ontology annotation, molecular function: melanocortin receptor activity. Gene Ontology annotation, biological process: G protein-coupled receptor signaling pathway. The transcript has a single exon. The coding region runs from base 132 to 1115 and encodes 327 amino acids.
UUGAUAAUGUCUUUUUCUUCUUUUUCUUUCUUCCUACAGAUGAACAAGAAUCUGGCAUGAUGAGUUUAUUCACUGACAGACACUCACUUUAAAGUUCUCCUUUUCGGCAGUGAAAGAACCUCAGCCAAAAAAUGAAUACAUUACCGUGGUCUUCAGUAAUACCAAACAACUCUUUCACACCCAUCAACCACAGUAAGGAGUCCAAUAAAUCACCAGGAGUGUCAGGAAACUGUGAGCAGGUCCACAUUGCCCCUGAGUUUUUCCUCACUUUGGGUUUGCUAAGUCUGUUGGAGAACAUCCUUGUUAUUGUUGCCGUAGCCAAGAACAAAAACCUUCACUCUCCUAUGUAUUUUUUCAUCUGUAGUCUGGCUUUGGCAGAUAUGUUAGUAAGCGUUUCCAAUGCAUGGGAGACUAUAGUGAUCCAUCUCCUGGCUAACAGGAGGUUAGUUGUAGAAGAUCACUUUAUUCGUCAGAUUGAUAACAUGUUCGAUUCUCUCAUUUGCAUUUCUGUGGUGGCUUCCAUGUGCAGUCUGUUAGCUAUUGCUGUGGACCGCUACAUCUCUAUAUUUUAUGCGCUCCGUUAUCACAGCAUCAUGACUGUGAAGCGAGCACGUAUGAUCAUUAGUGGCAUCUGGAGCUUCUGCACUGGCUGUGGGAUUGUCUUCAUUGUUUACUCUGACACAACACCAGUGGUGGUUUGUCUGGUUGCUAUGUUCUUGGCCAUGCUGCUCUUAAUGGCAUCUCUCUACAGCCACAUGUUCAUGCUGGCUCGAUCCCACGUAAGACGCAUGGCAUCUCUGGCCGGUUCCAAUGCCUCCAUCCAGCAACGGGCCAGCUUGAAAGGAGCCCUCACUCUUACCAUCCUUCUGGGUAUCUUCAUCGUGUGUUGGGUGCCGUUCUUUCUCCACCUCAUCCUUAUGAUCUCCUGCCCAAAGAACCUGUACUGCAUUUGCUUCAUGUCCCACUUCAACAUGUACCUGAUUCUUAUCAUGUGCAACUCUGUGAUCGAUCCUCUGAUCUAUGCGUUAAGGAGCCAGGAGAUGAGGCAGACAUUCAAGGAGAUCAUCUGCUGCUACAACCUGCGCAGCAUCUGUAGCUUGUCCAGUAAAUACUGAAUAGAACCUUCAACUUUGCAUCCAUCAUCAUGCAGCACAGAAACAAGUACAGACAUAAAAGAAAACAGGACUGCA